CUCGGGCAGGUUUUACUUUGAAUUUAUGGGAGAACAGUUCUGCCGGCUCUGCCAGGUGGGUUGGGCAGUGCUCUUACGGCGGGCAAGGACCGUGACAGAGCCAGGGGCGGGUCCGGCCCCCGGACCGUGCAGGUACGUGCGAGAAGGCCGCUUUCGCAUUGAGGAGAGGACACUGACGGCUUUCCAGUGGCUCUACUCGCCCCAGCAGCACCGCAUUGUCAGCCGGGCAGACCUGGGCUCCCCCAGCAGGAUCGACAAGACAAUGCUGGCCAGCCUGAAGAUCAAGAAACAGGAGCUGCUGAACAGCGCGGAUGUGCCGGUGGCGGAGCGGCCCCUGUCCCCGCCGCUCACGGCCCCGCCGACCAUGAAGUCGGCAGAAUUCUUCGAAAUGCUGGAAAAAAUGCAGGCACCAAAACUGGAAGAACAGAAGUCUGGGAGCCAAAAACACAAGGAAGACUACAUCCCAUACCCCAGCAUCGACGAGAUCCUCGAGAAGGGCAGCCCAUACCCGCUGAUCAUCCUGCCCCAGUUUGGGGGCUACUGGAUAGAAGACCCAGAAAACCUUGGCACGCCCACCUCGUCUGACAGCAGCAUCUGCGAGGAGGAGGAGGAAAACCUCAGCCCCAGCACCUUUGGCUACAAGCUGGAGUGCAAGGGAGAGGCCAGAGCCUACCGCAAGCAUUUCCUGGGGAAGGAUCAUUUAAAUUUCUACUGUACAGCCAGCAGCCUCGGAAAUCUGAUCCUUUCUGUGAAGUGCGAGGAGACAGAUGGCACAGAAUAUUUAAGGGUUAUACUCAGGUCCAAAGUGAAGACGUUGCAUGAACGGAUUCCACUGGCAGGAUUCAGCAAACUCCCAAGUAUCCCCCAGAUUGCAAAGGCCUUCUGUGACGAUGCCUCUGGGCUGAAGUUCAACCCGGUUCUCUACCCCAAGGCAUCCCAGAUGAUCGUGGCUUAUGAUGAGCAUGAGGUCAACAACACGUUCAAGUUCGGUGUGAUCUAUCAGAAGUUCAGGCAGACCCAAGAGGAGGAGCUGUUUGGCAAUAACGAAGAGAGCGCUGCCUUCAAGAACUUCCUAAGUUUUCUGGGAGACACCAUAACUCUCCAAGACUUCAAAGGUUUUCGAGGAGGCCUGGAUGUCAGCCAUGGGCAGACGGGAGCGGAGUCUGUGUACACGGUGUUCAGGGACAGGGAGAUCAUGUUUCAUGUCUCUACAAAGCUGCCUUUUACUGAAGGAGACACACAACAACUCCAGAGGAAGAGGCACAUUGGCAAUGACAUCGUGGCAAUCAUCUUCCAAGAGGAGAACACACCAUUUGUCCCAGACAUGAUUGCCUCCAACUUCCUGCACGCCUACAUUGUGGUGCAGGUGGAAAACCCCGAGGGGGAUAACACGGUGUACAAGGUGUCGGUCACAGCCCGGGAAGACGUUCCCUCCUUUGGUCCUCCCCUGCCGAGCCCACCAGUGUUCCAGAAGAGCCCCGAGUUCCGGGAGUUCCUGCUGACCAAGCUCAUCAAUGCUGAGAACGCCUGCUGCAAGUCUGACAAGUUUGCCAAGCUGGAGGACAGGACUCGGGCUGCCUUGCUGGACAACCUGCACGACGAGCUGCACGGGCACACACAGACCAUGCUGGGGCUGGGCCCCGAGGAGGACAAGCUGGAGAAUGGGGGUCAUGGAGGCUUCCUGGAGUCCUUCAAGAGAGCCAUCCGUGUGCGCAGCCACUCGAUGGAGACCAUGGUGGGCAGCCAGAGGAAGCACCACGGGCCGGGCAUCCCGGGCAGCCUCAGCGGGGGCAUCGCGCACAACAGCGGCGAGGUCACCAAGACCACCUUCUCGCCCCCUGUCCCGGCUGCUGCUGCCAAGAACCAGUCCAGGAGCCCCAUCAAGCGCCGGUCAGGGCUGUUCCCUCGCCUGCACACCACCUCAGAGAGCCAGGCCGAGAGCAGGACAAGGUGUGACAGCGUUUCUGGAGCCCAGAAGACACCAGAUUUAGGACAUUCUUCCCAAGAGAUGAAAUCUGAAACCUCCUCCAACCCCAGCUCCCCUGAAAUAUGCCCCAACAAAGACAGGCCUUUUCUCAAGCUGAAAGAGAACGGGCGCUCGAACAUCUCCCGUUCCUCCUCCAGCACCAGCAGCUUCAGCAGCACGGCGGGGGAGAGCGAGACCCUGGAGGAGUACGACAGCGUGGGGAGCCAGCCCUCCACGGCGUCGCCCUUCAAGCAGGACGUGUUUGUGUACAGCGCUUCCCCCGGCAGCGAGAGCCCCGGCGUGGGCGCCCCGGCCACCCCUGUCAUCAUGAGCAGGAGCCCCACAGCAGAUCUAAAGAACAGAAACUCUCCGAGGUCCAACCUGAAGUUCCGCUUUGACAAGCUGAGCCACGGCAGCUCCAGCAUGAGCCACUAGCAGGAGGAAACCAUGAGCUUGCAGAAUGUUUCAACAAAGGGAAAAAUCUUCAACACCCCAUGGGACCACGCACGCCCCGGCCAUGGGCAGCGAGGUGCCCUCGCCUGCUGGCUGCCUGCUACACCAGAAAAGAGCUCUCACCUUGCUGCAGUCCUGUCCUGGCAGGCAGCAGCCACCUCCUCACCUGGAGUCCCCUGUCCAGCACACCCUGCGUGCAGGAGGAGACGUGUCUCUGCACACACGUGCCAGGGCCAUGUCCCCUCCUGGUGCUCUGCUGGGUCACCCUGUGCUUGCCCACAUGUGCUGCAGCUGCUGGGCACCGUCCAUUCCCCUCUCCCUGGGUUGCCUGGUGGCUCCUUUUGGGCAGAGGGGCAGCAGGAGAGACCUCUGCAUAUUUUAGGUCUCUCCAUGCUUUAUUUGCAGUUAUCAGUGGGAAACAGGGGGUUAUGUUUGUUUUUUGAAGGGUGGGGGGUCAGGCCAAAGUUAGUGUUAGUGGCUCUGGGGCAAUUUGCAAUUGUUUGCUGUUCUCUUCUCUGGGGGCAAUGGGGCAAAACCUCCCUGGGGGAGUCCUGGGCUGCUCUCCCUGGAGUGGGGUCUGCAGUGUCUCUCCAUCCAUCCCCCAGCUCCUACCUACACCCCAAAUCCCUUGGGGCAAAGGCAGCCCCUCACUCCAAACCUGCUCAGUUUCCUGCACAAGAGGCAGGUGAGUGAGGUGGCAAGGGAGUGGGGCUGGGGACUGCAGCCAGCUCAUCCUCCUUGGCAGGUUCCUCCUCCCUGCUCCAUCCCUGCCUGACACUGAGCACAGAGCUAAAGCUGUGCUGUAUCACAGCUUUGGCUUUUCUAAGUACUAGAACUGGAACUGCAGGGGAUUUACCUGGUGGGCUCUGCUUUGCCCUAUGGCUUGGAUCACCAGGCGAGCGAAUGCAUAGAGCAGUGAUUUGUGAGGUGUUAGGCUGCUCCAGCCCUUGCAGAGUCUGUCCUGCAAGUUCUUGUUAUUCUGAAAGGAUUAGAGAUUCUGCAAGGUAACUUUCCCAUAAUGCCCUUUCCCAGAAAAUACCUCUCUCAACAUGCCAAGAAAUCCUUUUGCUCCUUUAUGGAACUUCACGUGAAGUUUCCUGAAGCCUGUCCGUAGAUUUCACAUUGCUCAUAGAUUUCCCUUACCCAGACAGGCCAUGAUGCUGCAGAGAUUUUCCCCCCUCUCCCAUAGCCUUGGAAACCCCCAUGAAAUCAGGUUCUCAGUCUCAAGUGAACACAGUUUUUUGAGUUUGUGAUUCCUACUGAAAACAGGACUUUGAGUGCCAAAGUCACCUUCCCCUGAUGGGUGCUCCACUGUGGCUGUGGCUGCUUCUGCUCCCCUCUCUCUUGUAGGAUUCAACCAUCACCUCCCCUCGUCCCUGCUCUCCCCUGGCCAGAGCCAGCAGCUGCUGUGCCCGCCCUGGUCCUGCAGGGAGGUGCUCCCCGAGAGCCUUACAGCCCUGCUCACAUCGGUGCUCUGCUCUGCUGUGAUUAAUCCAUGUGGGAAGGCUGGAGGGGAACCAGGUUAAAGAAGGACAGUUGUGAAAAGGCAAGGAACAGUUUCACCGGCCCUGAGUGCUGUGUAGGACGAGUACCUAUGGAUAACUCCCAUGGGGAUGCUCCCUGCUGCUCCCAGCCUGUUGCACUUCAGUGGAGUUUAAGCCUCGAGUUCCCUGUGGAAGAGGGGCAGGGCAUGUGCUCAGCCCAGCCUGUAGCUGUAGGUGUCUCAGGAUCACACACUUUGCUGUUCAGCACUUGCCUGAUGAUGCUUCAGUAGCACUUUCAAACCCACCCCAGCUCUCCUGUUAGAAGCUUUGGUCUGGUUUCCUGAGGCUGCAGUGAGACACUGACUGGUGCAAUGACUCUCUUCAGGGUCUGCUCUGGGUUUGCUUUUUCCUCCGAGCAGUCACUUGGUUCUGUAGGUGUCGUCAUUCCUGUGGGUGUUGAUCUCCGUGAGAUCUUUCAGCAGACAAUGCAGUGGCUACUGUCAGCUGGUUUGCCAUUUUUGGUUGUUUUGUUGCUGCUUUUUUUCACUUGAAACUGUGGCUUUCCUUUUUGACCUGGAUUGAUUUGGGAAUUACUGAAUCGGGACUAAGAGGCAGUAGAGUGUGCAGCCUCAGGGAGAGUUCAGUGCUCUGGGCUCGUCUCUGCUGUGCUGGAGCAGCGCUGGGGCUGGGGUCUGGCGUGAGGUUUGGGACAUUUCCAGCAGCACUCCUCACCAAGGGCCCAAGCCCCGCUUUAGGCUCCACCAGAGCUGGAUCUGCACGCCCGGGCUGUCCUGGGCUGUCCCGGGGCAGUGCUGGAGCUGAGAAGUGCUUGUGCCACAUCCCAGGGACUUCUGCACUUCCAGCAGUGGGUGAAGCUGUUCCUGUAUAUAUUUUGCAAAAUGUUUUGUGCUUAUGAGUGACACUUAUACAUCUAUACAUAUAUAAAAGGGAUAUAUAUAUACAUAUAUAUAUAUAUGUGUAUAAAAUAUAUAUAUCUAUAUAUAUGAAGGAAAGGAACCUUAACUGACACUAGAAUUACUGGGCAGUGCAUUUUCCUUUCUGGUUCCACAGUUUCCAUGCACAGACCCUGUGCCCUCCUCAGCAGUGGCACUGCAGGGGGAGCAGAGGGGGCUCAGAAAUGCCUCAGGGGUGUUGGGGAGGCCCCUGCUGUGUGAGGGCUCUGCUGCUGGGGCUGCUUCCCUUCCCCUUCCCCUUCCCCUUCCCCUUCCCCUUCCCCUUCCCCUUCCCC
Molecule: messenger RNA, 5152 nt
Organism: Catharus ustulatus (Swainson's thrush)
Lineage: Eukaryota; Metazoa; Chordata; Aves; Passeriformes; Turdidae
Gene: RAP1GAP2
Product: RAP1 GTPase activating protein 2
Exons: 26
Coding region: 26-2401 (791 amino acids)
Biological process (GO): activation of GTPase activity; regulation of small GTPase mediated signal transduction
Cellular component (GO): plasma membrane; cytoplasm
Molecular function (GO): GTPase activator activity
Source: RefSeq, a predicted model, not a curated record